Molecule: messenger RNA, 10297 nt
Organism: Callithrix jacchus (white-tufted-ear marmoset)
Lineage: Eukaryota; Metazoa; Chordata; Mammalia; Primates; Cebidae
Gene: NEK10
Product: NIMA related kinase 10
Biological process (GO): regulation of cell cycle G2/M phase transition; protein phosphorylation; positive regulation of MAP kinase activity
Molecular function (GO): ATP binding; protein serine/threonine kinase activity
Source: RefSeq, a predicted model, not a curated record
ACAGCGACUCCGUGGUAGGCGACAUCCGUUGCUAUGGCGCUCUGCACUGCGCAGCAUGGCUGCUCCCGAUUGGCUGAAGCGUCCCAGGGGGCGGGGGAAGAAUUGUUGGCAUUGGCCUGGCCAACGCCGGUUAGCGGCCUGGAGGAGGAUUUGAUUGGAAAACCAACGGUGUGGCUGGCCGCGGUGUCUCUGAGGUUGAGGGGACUGGGAAUAGGCUGGGGGAGGACGGGACAGGCUGAGACUGGACGGGACCCUCGAUAUGCAACAGCAGGUGACAGCAGCAGGGACAAUGAGAAGGACGGUUUGGAGACUGGCGGCGUAAGGAGGGACCAUCCCUCCGGCGCGGAAUGCAAUGUUAAUUCAGGGGCACUGAUGUUUUACAAUGCCUGAUCAAGACGAAAAGGUGAAGACCACAGAAAAAUCAACUGAUAAAAAACAGCAAGAACUCACCACCAGGGACUAUUCAGAUCUUAAAAGACUCCGGUGCCUUUUGAACGUCCAAUCAAGCAAACAACAGCUUCCAGCCAUUAACUUCGAUAGUGCCCAAAAUAGCAUGACGAAGUCUGAGCCCACCAUCAGGGCGAGUGGACACAGAGCUCGAGGUCUGUGGCACGAGUCCACAGAAGCUGUUGAACUUGAAAAUUUUAGUAUAAACUACAAGAAUGAGAGAAAUUUCAGCAAACAUCCCCAGCAUAAACUAUUUCAGGAGAUCUUUACCGCCUUGGUGAAAAAUAGACUCAUAUGCAGAGAGUGGGUUAAUCGAGCCCCAUCUAUUCAUUUUCUGAGAGUGUUAAUCUGUCUGAGGCUGCUAAUGAGGGAUCCAUGCUAUCAGGAAAUACUCCAUAGCUUGGGUGGGAUUGAAAAUCUGGCUCAGUACAUGGAGAUUGUAGCAAAUGAGUACCUCAGCUAUGGAGAAGAGCAGCACAGUGUGGACAAGCUGGUCAACAUGACAUAUAUUUUUCAAAAACUUGCUGCGGUCAAAGAUCAAAGAGAAUGGGUCACCACAAGCGGAGCUCACAAGACAUUAGUAAACUUACUUGGUGCCCGAGAUACUAAUGUUCUAUUGGGUUCCCUUCUGGCUCUGGCUAGUUUAGCAGAAAGUCCAGAAUGUAGGGAGAAGAUAAGUGAACUGAACAUUGUAGAAAAUCUGUUGAUGAUUUUACAUGAAUAUGACUUGCUUUCUAAAAGACUAACAGCGGAGUUGCUGCGCCUGCUCUGUGCGGAACCCCAGGUGAAAGAGCAGGUGAAGCUCUACGAGGGGAUACCUGUCCUCCUCAGUCUGCUCCACUCUGACCACCUGAAGCUGCUCUGGAGCGUCGUCUGGAUUCUGGUCCAGGUUUGUGAGGACCCUGAGACCAGCGUGGAAAUUCGCAUUUGGGGAGGCAUCAAACAGCUUCUUCAUAUUUUACAAGGAGACAGAAAUUUUGUUUCUGAUCGCUCCUCCAUUGGAAGCCUGUCCAGUGCAAACGCUGCAGGCCGAAUCCAGCAGCUUCAUUUAUCAGAAGACUUGAGCCCGAGGGAAAUACAGGAAAAUACUUUCUCUCUUCAAGCAGCCUGCUGUGCUGCCCUCACUGAGCUGGUACUCAACGACACCAAUGCCCACCAGGUGGUUCAGGAAAAUGGUGUAUAUACAAUAGCAAAAUUAAUUUUACCAAAUAAACAAAAGAAUGCAGCAAAAACUAAUCUAUUACAGUGUUAUGCUUUCAGAGCCUUGAGGUUUCUCUUCAGUAUGGAAAGAAACAGACCACUCUUUAAAAGACUUUUCCCCACAGACUUGUUUGAGAUCUUCAUUGACAUAGGACAUUAUGUACGUGAUAUCAGUGCUUAUGAAGAAUUGGUAUCGAAGUUGAAUUUAUUAGUGGAGAAUGAACUGAAGCAAAUUGCUGAAAAUAUUGAGAGCAUUAAUCAGAACAAAGCUCCUUGGAAAUAUAUAGGCAACUAUGCGAUUUUGGAUCAUCUUGGAAGUGGAGCUUUUGGCUGUGUUUACAAGGUUAGAAAGCGUAGUGGUCAAAAUCUUUUAGCAAUGAAAGAGGUCAAUUUACAUAACCCAGCAUUUGGAAAGGAUAAGAAGGAUCGAGACAGCAGCGUAAGGAACAUUGUUUCUGAAUUAACAAUAAUAAAAGAACAGCUUUAUCAUCCCAACAUUGUACGUUAUUACAAAACAUUUCUGGAAAAUGAUAGGUUGUACAUAGUUAUGGAGCUUAUAGAAGGAGCCCCGCUUGGAGAGCAUUUCAGUUCUUUGAAGGAGAAACAGCACCAUUUUACGGAAGAAAGACUAUGGAAAAUAUUUAUACAGCUGUGCUUAGCUCUUCGAUACUUACACAAGGAGAAGAGGAUUGUCCAUAGAGAUCUGACACCAAACAACAUUAUGUUGGGGGAUAAGGACAAAGUAACAGUUACUGACUUUGGCCUGGCAAAGCAAAAACAAGAAAACAGUAAACUCACGUCUGUUGUUGGAACAAUCCUGUAUUCUUGGUCUUCCUCCGAUGCCAAAGAACAAAAUUACACACCAUCUUCAACUGCAUUUUCAGAGAAGAUUUUAGAGCUUGAGGCUCUGGGAAACAUUUUCAGCUACUUCACAGAACGUAUAUGGGAUUUAUGAAGCUAGCAUGAUAUAGAAAAUAUAUACAAUAAAAGUUUUCCAAUAAAAAUGGAAAACUUCAACUAUUCCUGGAAUGGGAAUUAUUACUCCGUUGCUUGGUAAAUCCCAUUCAUAUUAUGACAGUAGAUAAUUAGAAGAGAAGCUCAUGAUGUUUAAAUUGGUUGGAUCAAAAUAAACCUAUAGGUAAACCUGGAUAAGUAGAGACAAAGUGAAGCAUGCCUAUUAACAGGACUUCUUAAAUUCUUUUAAAAAUUAUUUUUUUUUUUGUAUAAAGUUGAUAAAAUUCUUAAGAAAGCUAUAACACAUCCAAAAUUUUGAGAAUUUUAGGUUGCUUAAAACACUAAGACCAAGCCCUCAGUAUGGCCACAAGCAGACAACCUUGCAUGCUCUGGCCUCUGCCAAGUACUUCAGGUUUACCACAACAAAACUCUAACAAUUCCUAGUUCCAUCUGGGCUCCCUUUGACCACAGGGCCUUUGCACAUGCAUCUCCCUUUACCUGGAAUGCUCUUUUCCUCUUGUCAUCUGGUUAAUUGUUACCUUCCUUCAGGUGAACCCCUUUAGACAAGGUGUAUUUCCUCUGAUCUACGUACUCCAUGUACUUCUCCUUCACACAGCUGAACUGUUUGUUGAUUUUUCCAUAAGCAGUGAUGAUUGUGUUCAUUGCAAUCCCCAGCAGUCCUGAGUCUGGCACUUUAAAACUCACUAGUAAUUUUUGCUACAUGAAUGGUCCAGUAUUUGCAUGAUUAUAAACAUUCCUGGAAAGAACAUAUUACUAAGAAAAUUGUUUCUUUUUGUUGUAACAAAUUUUUAAUUCCCUAUCCUACCCGCUUUUGCUGUUCCUUCAGAUCUCCAAAAUGCUCCUCCUUGGAAUGCUCUUCCUUCACACAACUGCAGAGUUUACUUCUUUACUUCGUUCUGCUCUUUGUUUAAAUGCCACGUAUGUAGAGAGGAUUUCCCUGAUCACCUGCCCAAAUAGCAACCUCCUUUCAGACCCUGUCCCUGUAUCCUGCUUUAUUUUUUCGUAGCCCUUGCUCCUACCUGACCGUAUAUUGUACUUGAGUUGGCUGACAGUGCGUCUACUACAGCACAAGCUCCAUGAGCACUGGACUUGCAUCUCCUUUGUUCACUGCUCCUAGGUUCCCCAGGACCUACAGGAGUUGACUGGCAGAAUCCUAAGAAAUACUUUGAAUAAUUGAAGUGAAAACAAGUCUUUUUUUUCCAUAUGAAUAUGAUAAAAAUCAGUGUGUAUUCUUAUUGGGUUCUAAUAUAUCUUUGAACUUCUCUGAUUUUUACCCUAAGAAAGCCUGAAGAAAAUGCUUUUCAUUUGAGAUAGUAAGUACUGUGAAGACAGGGUCUAUUUUAUUUUUCUUCUGUUUGCUUGUUUUAUCUUUAUAUGUUAUGUAAUUACUAGAACAGGGAGUAAAUGCGAUCAAGUAGGAUGUUAUCAUUUUAACAAAAUAAAAUGCGGAAGGAUUAUAAAUUAUAGAAAUAUAUAUUCUUCCGUGACCAGUAAAUUGGCCCUGAGGGAAAUUAAAAAAAAGGGGUAUAUAUUAGGUCAUUCUUAGCUUGCUAUAAAGUAAUACCUGAGACUGGGUAAUUAUAAAGAAAAGAGGUUUAACUGGCUCGUGAUUCUGCAGGCUGCUCCGGAAGCAUGAUGCUGGUAUCUUCUUGGCUUCUGGGGAGGCUCCAGGAAACUUACAUUCAUGGCAGAAGGUAGAGCGGGAGCAGCAGAGAGGAAGUGAGGAAGUGCCACACACUUCUAAACAACCAGAUUUCGUGAGAACCCACUCACUGUCAGAACAACAGCACUAGGAGGAUGGUACUGAACCAUUCAUGAGAAAUCCACCCUCGUGAGCCAAUCACUUUCCACUAGCACCACCUUCAACACUGGGGCUGAAACUUUAAUAUGCGAUUUGGGCAGGGAUUUUCAAAAAUAAGCAUAAUUGGAAUAAGACCAUAGUAUUGACAGAGAGAGGUCGUUGUUAAGAGCACAAGCUCUGGAAUCAGAUGGCCUGGGUUAAAAGUCUAGGUCUGCUAUUGACAGUUUUAAAUGAUUGAAUUUUUCUGUGCCUCAGUGUCCUCAUCUGCAAGCUGGGGAUAAUAACGGUGCUCAGGUCCUAGGAUUGUUGUGAGAUUAAAUGAGGUGAUACACGUCUGGUGCUGGGAACAGUGCCUGGCUGGCAUAUGGUAAGCACUCACUAGAUAAUAGUGAUUAUUAUUUCCCGUUAGCCUAAAGUUUCAAAGGAUUGUACUCAUUGGAAUGUAUCAAUUAUAUUGUGCACAUAUAGGAGGUUAUAGAACACUAGGCAGAUUUAACCUAAAGAAGACUCCUUCAAGGUAUUUAAUAAUCAAACUUCCAAAGGUCAAGGAUAAAGAAAGGAUCUCAAAAGCAGUAAGAGAAAAGAAACAAAUAGCAUGCAAUGUGGCUCAAUAAAUCUGGCAGCAGACUUUUCAGGUCUUAUAGGCCAGGAGAGAGUGGCAUGACAUAUUGGAAGUGCUGAAGGAAAAAAAACAAGAAAAAAACUUUACCUCAGAAUAGUAUAUCUAUGUAAACAUGAAGGAGAAAUAAAGAAUUUCCCAGACCAACCAAAGCUAAGGGAUUUCAUCAACACCAGACCUGUCCUACAAAAAAUCCUAAAGGGAGUUCUUCAAUCAGAAAUGAAGGGGCAUUAAUGAGCAAUAACAAAUCAUCUGAAGGUACAGAAUUCGCUGGUAAUAGUAAAUACAACAAAAAACAAGGAAUCUUAUAAACUGUAAUUGUGGCAUAGAAACUGUCUUACCCUAAGUAGAAAGACUAAAAGCUCAAUCAAGAAAAAUAAUAAUGGUGGACUGGGCAACUAGUAGAAUAGGGCCACACCCCUGCUAGGGCAUGUUCAAGGCCUUUAUUUCCUGUGUAAAAUAAGUGUUUUAUUUAUCUGUGCCUCCAACAUUUUGGUAUAUCUCCAGAGUAUCUUUUUGAAUUGUGAAAAUUAAAUCUUUCAGUUCAAUUGUGAAUAGGCUCAGUAUAUUUUGUGAAAGGCAGAAGCUAUAGUUUGUCUGGGUUGAGUUUUAUGCUGUGACAUUGGAAGACCUAGAAUUUUCCCCUUGGCAUCGUAAAGCCACAGGAAAUCUCUCAGCCUGACAGUCACUUAGUGGAAGUGCUGUUUUUUUUUUUUUUUUUGGAAGAAUAUCUGUGGAAUGAAACUGGGGAAAGGGAAGGAGAGAUGUUAGUGUUCAUCGUUUUACCUGUCCCUCAAGCAGAUAUUCCAGUACUUACUUCCCAGGAGCAGAUGACUUAGUUCUUUACCACUAGAAGAAUUCAAUUUAAUUUAGACACCCCCCCACCCCCCCACCCCCACCAUGGUAUUAGUCAAGUGUAGAAGAGUAAAGGGUUAGAAAACCCUGUGAUGCUUGUAAUGAGUCUCCAUCAGGUGCAUAGCAAGUCCCCAGUAUAAUGUACAAAGUCAGGGUAGAGCAGAGACCUGCCAGCACAGAGCUGCAGAACUCAAGGGAAAGGCCAUUGGGGCUGGGGUGGAUGCUCUGCCUUUCUGUAUAAUAAAUGUGCUGUAUUUAUGCACUAUGCACUACCUGAGAAUUAUACAAACAGACAUAUUUUCCUUAACUCAGACAUUAUGAUGGUAUAUGCAUAGAAGUGAGUCUGGUUGAUGGAUAAAAUGGUUACAAGAAAUCAGAAGAGAGGAAGAGAAAAUAAAGCAAUGUGAUUUGGGUAAACAGAGAACACAGAGAGUGGAGAAGUCAGGAUUCAAACGAUGGGAAGUAUGAAAGCCAUGUUACCAUAAUAGGGGCAAAAAAUUUCAAGAAAUGUUUUCAUUAUUUUGCAGGGUUACAUUAAUUUGUCUUAUUCUUGUGAAUGAGUUACUCCAAGUGACCUUACCAGCUAUAUAUCCCUUUACAUCAAUUUAUUUACUAUUAUUUUGCUAUUAGUACUUUCUUAAUUUUUGUAUUUAAUUUUAAUUAUUAAUUUUUUGAUCUUGGCAUUUCAGACUGUUCAUAACAACCCUAGAUGCAGUAACACAAUGCUAAUCAAAGAAAACCUUCCUUUGAAGUGCCAGAAAUUGUUUUCUCUAAAAUAGUAGAAUUUAGUUAGAAGGCCAGUAUUUUGAAAUUCAAGCAUCUCUUUGGAGAAGGAUUUUAAAAAAUACAUUUGAAAACAAGAUGAUAAACUGUUAAACUGUGAUAAUUUUGUGGCCUAAAAUGAAAUGUCAAAAUAAAGAUUUUAAAAUGUUAACUUUAUGUAACUUGGAUAUACAUUGAUAGUACUCAACCAUUUUAAAACCCUCAUUUUCACAGUAAGGUAUACUUUCAGGAUCGUCACAUUUUGCAGUUAAAUUUUGAAGAUUUUACAUAUAUUGGCCAAUUUCAUUUUAGUACUCUAGGGUCCCAGGAAGACCACAUCUAUUCCUCAAUAAAGCAUUUGCCUCUUAGUGUGUUCGGCUCUUCCUCACCUUAAUUCUUCUGAGUUCAUUUGUAAUUUUCAUAACAAAAAAUACUUUAUUCAUAAAUUUAGUACAUAAUGCCCAGAACUCCAGCAGUGAGAGAAGUAGUGAGAUGCCAGUAUACAUGUGUGCAUCUGUGAACAGUGGGCAUCUGUGCUGUGUGGCUGUCCCUUCCCCAGGAGCCAAGAGGACAUGGUGCGAACUCUAGACCUGAACUACCUAGGCUUAAUCCUGGAUAUAUACCUUCCUGUUUGACUUUGGGCAAGCUACUUAAUUUUUCUGGGCCUCAGUUUCCUUAUUUGAAAUUGAGGUGAGGGACAGUAAUGAUCAUUUUACAACAUAGGGGUGUUUUGAGGAUGGAGAAGAUAGUUGGAUGAAUGGAUGGAUGGAAGAAUGGAUGGUGAUAGGUUGAUCAAUUGCUUGAUAAAUAGUAUUAUCUGUAGUAUAGCAGGGAUUUAAUAAAUAUGACUUAUUGUCAGGCUGAAAGCAACAGCCUCAUUCUUUAGGAAAAUAUUUCUUCCCUGCCUUUACUCCAAGCACAUGAUUUUUUUUUUUUUUUUGAGACGGUUUGCGCUUCUUGCCCAGGCUGAAGUGCAAUGGUGUGAUCUUGGCUCACCACAACCUCUGCCUCUGGGUUCAAGUGGUUCUCCUGCCUCAGGCCUCCCAAGUAGCUGGGAUUACAGCCAUGUGCCACUACACCUGGCUAAUUUUGUGUUUUUAGUAGUGAUGGGGUUUCUCCAGGUUUGUCAGGCUGGUUUUGAACUCCCGACCUCAGGUGAUCCAUCCGCCUUGGCCUCUCAUAGUGCUGAGAUUACAGGCAUGAGCCACCGUGCCAGGCACUGAGCAUGUUAUUUAAAUGGCUUACACAUUGGCAAUACUCAAAGAAGUAUCAAGGCCAAAAGUCCCAUUGCUUUAGAGAUCCUGCCUCCCUGGCCUUACAUAGUGGAACAGCUCUAGCAUUCAUGUCCCUUUAGCCCAAAAUGUUAAAAGUAGAAGUGUUUUCUUGAUUCCAAUGUAACCAUUCAGAAUUCUUUCUUGAGAAUGUGUUAAGCUGAAGCUCAGUUAAAAGUUGAAGGUGGGAGGCAAAAGGCCCAGCAGUGUUUUGUGGCCAUGGUUGUAGCCAGGGAGGAAGUCAGUCUGACAGCAUGAAGUCAAUACUUAGAGAGAGUAAGAGAUGGAAGUGUCCAGCUCGAGAUUCCACGUUCUCAAGUCCCAGCUGCAGCUUUGCUCUUCCUGCACUUACAGGAACCUAUCAUUAAAAUCCUCUAUUUGUGUAACCUUGCUGGGUUUCUUUCACUUGUCUCUUAGUUUGGGUUGCCCUAAAGGCAGACCCUGAGACAAGAAUUGAAGGGCAAGUGUUUUAUUCGAGAGGUGAUCCUAGGAAACAUGAAGAAAAUAGGGGAAGUGAGACAGGGUAGGGAAAUAAGCAGAUAAAGGAUUUCUUCAGCAAGUUCCCAUUGUGGACAACUAGAGCUCAGAUCUGUUGAGGAACUUGGGAGCCAUUUAUUUGAAUACCCAAAAGGAGAGAGAGGGAUGUUUGUACACCUGCUCCUGCCAGUCACUGAGUAUGGUCUAUUUCUGGGGUACAGUAAUUUAUUAGCACUUCAGGCGGAUCAUGUUGCAGGCAGAGAAAGUCAAGGGAUUAAAGGAAAUCCUUAGACAAACCUGCAAAUGGUUGGAAUUCAGUCCAGUGUGCUCGUGAGAAGUAAGGGUCAGGGGAUGUUUAUAGGACACCUACAACAUCUGCUUUGAGUUAACAAUGAAAACAACUUUUGUCACAGUAGAGAUAUGGUUGUAGGGUGGCCUCAAAGUCUGUACAUGCCAGGUCAUCUGAAAAAAUCUAAUUUUCCCCCUAUGCUCUCUGAACAUAUUCUUCUAUGUUGACUAGUUGGAAGUCAUUAAAGAAGUCCCUGAAUUCUGUUUUUAGAUUUUCCUCACGGUUAGGUUGAGUUGAGAAUUUUUUCACCCAGUCACACCCACAAAGACUUUCUGCCUCCCUGUAGUUCUGGGCUGCUACUCCCUGCACCAACUUUGCAAACAAAAUAGCAAUGCCAGACCGAUGAGAUAAUGAUCAUUUAAAAAUAGAUGUGAUAGGCUGGUCGCGGUGGCUCAUUUCUGUAAUCCCAGCACUUUAGGAGGUUGAGGAAGGCAGAUCACCUAGGUCAGGAGUUCGAGAGCAGCUGGCCAAAAUGGUGAAACCCCAUCUCUACUAAAAAAAUACAAAAAUUAGCCAGGCAUAGUGGCACACGCCUGUAAUGUCAGCUACUUGGGAGGCUGAGGCAGGAGAAUUGCUUGAGCCUGGGAGAUGGAAGUUACAAUGAGCUGAGAUCCUGCCACUGCACUCCAGCCUGGCUGACAGAGCGAGACUCUCUCAAAAAAAAAAAAAGAAAGGAAAAGAAAAGAUGUGGUAGUAACAAAUGUAAAUCAGAAUAAGAAUAUUUUCCUGUGAGGGUCUCUAAUGUUUACAUAGAAGUUACUCAACUGUCUAUUUUUUAAAAAAUAUAUCAGUCUGCUGUUAAGGAGCAAGAAUACACAUUUUUAUGUGACUUCAUAUUUAGAGAAAGGCAUUUAUAUAAUUAUGCAUUGUAACUGAGAGAUUGUAUUAUCUUUUUUGUGAAAUCACCAUAAUUACUUUAUUUAGUUAUGUACUUGAAUUUUAAAGCUAGUGAUAUUUGGCUUGAAUACAAAUACAAAAUAUGUGAUAUCAAUCUAUAAUGCCAGCUGUUUUUUUUUCUACCAAAAAUCAUUACAGACAAGCAAAUGGCAGUUGAUGUAUAAUGAGAAAUUUCAAGGCUGUUGGAUCUGAAUUUAAUUUAUAUUUGUGACUCAGAGUAGGCAAUGCUGGAUAAUCAUUUGAUGGCUGGAAUGUAAUCACUGGGUGAACUUAAUCUAUUUGUUUAGUUGCCCAGACUCCUCACUGUAUUUACAGUUAAUUGGUUACCAUUAAGGUCCUCUUAAUAGAGACCAUAAAGCAGCAGGAUUAGAGACACCUGAAAAGGAACAUUUAGUUUGAGUCCUUUCUUAAAGCCAAGUUUUGACAUGUGCUCAUCUAUUUCAUUUUUUACCAUCUUCGUGACAGACUCAGGGAGAAAAAGACUCUCAGCAAGGUGCUUUAUGAAUUAUUUUUACUGCUUUGGCCUAUGAACAUUUCUAUGGCCAGAAAAUAAAAAAAAAAUCUAAUGUUCUUACAUAUAAUUGAAGUUUUCCUCUUAUGACUUGAAAUUCUUUUUGAAUUUUAGUGGCCAGGCAAAGCAACUG